AGGGCACACGCAGCACCACCCAAAUUUGUCAAGGUGGGCAAAAAAUCCAAGCCGAAGCUGGUCAGCGUACGAUCUUCGACCUCACACAUCAACGACCGACGUCCGAAUCGCAAAAAUGGUCAACGUACCCAAGACCCGCAAGACCUACUGCGCUGGCCGCUCUUGCGGCAAGCACACCCUCCACAAGGUCACCCAGUACAAGGCCGGCAAGGCUUCGGCUUUCGCUCAGGGAAAGCGCCGUUACGACCGCAAGCAGUCCGGUUACGGUGGUCAGACCAAGCCCGUCUUCCACAAGAAGGCGAAGACCACCAAGAAGGUCGUCCUCAGACUGGAGUGCUCCGUCUGCAAGCAGAAGAAGCAGCUUCCCCUCAAGCGCUGCAAGCACUUCGAGCUUGGUGGUGACAAGAAGACCAAGGGCGCUGCUCUCGUCUUCUAAACGCCUUCCAUGGGAAGAAUGCGGUGGUAGCGAGGUUGAGAAGCCGGCAAUGGUUUUCUUGACUGGUCUUGCAUGGGUUUUGCGUGUUGUGGCGUCGAAGUCAACGGACUGGCUUCGAUGUUGGCACGGAAAAGUUGGUCUUUGAGGUACAUGUACAA
Neurospora tetraspora is the source of this 594-nucleotide messenger RNA. RefSeq names its product zinc-binding ribosomal protein. Gene Ontology annotation, biological process: translation. The coding region runs from base 116 to 436 and encodes 106 amino acids. The record is from RefSeq and is a predicted model, not a curated record. Gene Ontology annotation, cellular component: ribosome; cytosolic large ribosomal subunit. Gene Ontology annotation, molecular function: structural constituent of ribosome. The transcript is spliced from 3 exons. NCBI's taxonomy places the organism in Eukaryota, Fungi, Ascomycota, Sordariomycetes, Sordariales, Sordariaceae.